AGCGGUGCGGGGCCGAUGCUGCGGGGGGCCGCGCUGCUGCCCCGCGCCCUGGGCGGCGGCUGCUGCUGCGGGACCCGCGGCUGGGCGGGCGCGGCGGGCGGCGGGUCCCUCCCGAGGGCCGCCCCGGGGCUGCCGCCGGGCCGCGCCUGGGACAGGGACCGGCCCGCGGCGGUGGCGGCGGUGCCGCCGGGCGCCCGCGGGCUGCGCUGGGCCGGUAAACUAUGCCAACAUGCCCCCACAGAGACCUCCCAGGCCACCCUGGCCAGCGUAUCUCCUGUUUUUGCAGUGAUGAAGUUUGACAAAGAGGGAAAUACUACCUAUUUUGAAAAGAAGAAGACAGAGUUGUACCAGGAAUUGGGUCUUCAAGCACGAGAUCUAAGAUUUCAGCACGUAAUGAGCAUUGCAACUAGGAACAAUAGAAUCAUCAUGAGAAUGGAGUUCUUGAAGGCUGUCAUAACACCAGAGUUUCUGCUGAUACUAGAUUAUCGUAAUUUGAGUCUGGAACACUGGCUCCUCAGUCAACUAGCAUCUCAGCUGGCUGGGGAAGGUCAACUAGUUACAUAUUCUCUGCCCUUUGAAUUCCGAGCCAUAGAAGCAAUCCUGCAGUACUGGAUCAGCAAACUGCAGGGGAGACUUAACACUUUGCAGCCUCAGAUCCUUGAGACACUGGAAGCUCUAGUGGACCCCAAGCUUUUAUCUGUGGAUAGGAGUAAACUACACAUUCUCCUGCAGAAUGGCAAGAGCUUGUCAGAACUGGAAACAGAUCUUAAAGUUUUCAAAGAAACAAUUCUGGAGAUCUUAGAUGAAGAAGAAUUAAUAGAAGAGCUCUGUCUAUCUAAAUGGACUGAUCCACAAGUAUUUGAGGAGAGUAUAUCUGGGAUUGACCAUGCAGAGGAGAUGGAGCUACUGUUGGAGAAUUACUACAGACAAGCAGAAGAUCUUGCAAAUGAAGCUCGUGAACUCAGAGUACUGAUUGAUGACUCAGAAAGCAUCAUCUUUAUCAACCUGGACAGCCACCGUAAUGUGAUGAUGAGGCUGAACUUGCAGCUGACUAUGGGAACUUUCUCCGUCUCUCUCUUUGGCCUCAUAGGAGUUGCAUUUGGUAUGAACCUGGAGUCGUCUCUUGAAGAGGACCCCAGGAUAUUUUGGCUGGUGACGGGGAUUAUGUUUCUGGGAAGUGGUCUGAUAUGGCGACGCUUACUUUCCUUCCUUGGGCGGCACCUAGAACCUCCACUACCUCCUCACGUUUCUGCAGUUUUGAAAAAAUCCCAACCAUCAGCUGGAAGAGUGGAGAUAAAGAACAGCCUUAAAGCAGAAACAUUUGGGCUGAGCAGAACAUUACCAAACCAAUAGGAACAUAAGGAAUUAAGAGACUUCUGUUGUUACAGGGUGGACUUUGGACACUUUCCUUGCACUCGUUCUUCCUUACUGAAAACUACAAGAAUUUCUAAACUUACUAAUUUAAAAUAUAUUUUGUGCCAAAAAAAGUACAGUGAGAUUUUUAAUUCUUACACGCGAAAGGAGAGGAACACCAGGGAAAACAGCAACAUGCUUUACACAGUAGUCUAAUCUCCACUCCAUGUGUGUGCCACUAGUUUUCUGUAUCACAUACAUAUUUUUUGGGCAUUCUCAUUUUAUGUGUUUCUGUCAAAUACUUCUUUGCUUAAUGGCCCUUCUUACAGAGAACAGAAUUUUUUUCCUUAAAGGAUGACAGCAGUCAGCAUUCAUCAAGUAUUCUGGGUUCUGAGCUGCAGAUUAAGGAAUCAGACUUCAAAUGUCAAAGAAAAAUCCACCCCAAGAGUGGAUUUUUAAAUGGAUUUUUAAGGCCCUAUUUAAUUGCAGAGAACAGAUUUUCCAAAGCAAAAAGCAUACCUGCAUCUUUUGUGAAGCAUGACUACUGAAUUGGCAGCAACCAGAAAUAACAGUUUCCCUUAUUUUACAUGAGCAAUAACAGGCUUUGAAAUGUAGCUACAUAUCUUGGUUAUUCCCUAACAAUUAAUUUAGGCCCAAAACAUGCAGUUUUAGGAACAGGGAAAGCAGACUUAUGGAUAAUGCCCACUUGUGUUUGCCAUCUGAUAAUAUUUCAACCAUGCAUUGAUACAGCUGCAGUUUAACAACUCCUCCUGUUGUCACAAGGACUGAUUCAAAUUCUGCUAAAAAUCAUCAGCUGGGUUGUUAGUUUCUGCUAACUGGGCUAUGCUCUCUCUCUUCUCUCCAAGACAAAUGAUGGACUAGCCUGCACCACAGUAAGUAGGCAGGUUAGUAAAGGGUGUGGAAGCCUGGUAUCCUGUGAUGGACUGAAGGAAGGAAUAGAAGCCUUAUGCCCACUGUUUGUGUUUUUUCUUAGCACUUCUCUCUGAGGGCAUAUUUCUCCACUGGUUUCUCUCAGUCCAUAGAGGGAGCAUGAAAUCCUUUUAAAGGAAGUAAUAAACUGCCCAUUUCUUGUUUAGGUCUUUUUAACCUUGCUGUAACAGUGAGCAGCUCCUUAGGUGCCACCAGAUAAGUCACUGUACUGGCAGGAGUUGGAAAAACAAUAACUGUAGCUGUGAACAUUUUUACUUGGGACUAUUGAGUCAAAGAUGAAAAUAAAAAGGUACAUAAAGUUGUGCAAGCCUGUGAUGCUAGUUUGAUUAAAAUCAGUUGUAUGUAAUUAUUUUCAAACAGUUCUUUCUCUGUAUGUGACUUUCAACGACAGAUACAAAAGGCACAAGAAGGUGAGAAAGUUAAUGGGGUUUGUAAUGUUUUUGAGUUUUUUAGCUGAAUUUUUUUGCAGUCUUUUGGCUUAGCGGGUGAAGCUGUAAAAACGCUCUAAACUGAACAAUCCAGUAGAAGAACCAAGGGCUCAUAUACCUUGGCUGACAGCUCAGUGUGUGAAAAGGCAUGGAUGCUGAUGUUUUCAACCGAGUUGUAGUUGCAUGAGGCCAGAACUGAAAUAUGUGGGUGCAGCUGUUUGAGAAGCUUUCACAUAAGCUUUUGUGCAGAGAGGUUUCUGUGAACUCCUUUUGACUCCUUUUCCGGUACAUAACUGACUUAAAGCACAAUAAAAGCACAGAGAGAAAGACAGGUCUUUUACAAGACUGCCUUUUCUCUCUACAGACAUA
This is a messenger RNA of Pseudopipra pipra, 3101 nucleotides long. RefSeq names its product magnesium transporter MRS2 (gene MRS2). Bases 16 to 1353 code for a protein of 445 amino acids. Gene Ontology annotation, biological process: mitochondrial magnesium ion transmembrane transport. The record is from RefSeq and is a predicted model, not a curated record. NCBI's taxonomy places the organism in Eukaryota, Metazoa, Chordata, Aves, Passeriformes, Pipridae. The transcript is spliced from 11 exons. Gene Ontology annotation, molecular function: magnesium ion transmembrane transporter activity. Gene Ontology annotation, cellular component: mitochondrial inner membrane.